UAUUUUGAUGUGUGCAGUGGAAUUUCGCGUGUGCCCGGUCGCCUGCAAUAAAUAAAUGCAGCGCUGAAAACACGGAGCUAUGUGCGCAUAUGUCAGCCACAAGCACGUUUAUCACCAGUGACGAACCGAGCACAGGCGACCAGUCGGUUUUCAGGCGGAGAAAAUUGUCGGGGAACCAGUCCGUCUCGGAGCGUCCGUGCAAAAGGGCAUCUUCGAUGACGGACACGACAAAAAGAGUCAUGUACUCGGCAUUAGCAGGCUCCAAUGGCGUCAAGAAGACUGCUUCGCCAAUGUCCAACAACAAGCCCAACUCAGCCAAAAAGCUGGUCAUCAAAAACUUCGAGCGGCCACAGUUGCCUGAACGGUAUGCCGAUGAGGCGUGGGCGCAGCUACGCGGUGCUGUGGUGGCUAUCCAGCAGUCGCAGCCCAUCUCCACAUCCCAGGAGGAGCUGUACCAGGCGGUGGAGAAUCUCUGCUCGCACAAGAUGGCCCCACAGCUAUACGACAACCUGCGCUCUCUCUGCGAGCAGCAUGUCCGCUCCGCCCUCAGCACCUUCUCUAGAGAUUCUCUCGAUAGUAAUUUGUUUUUGAAGCUUAUGAACACGUGCUGGCAGUCUCAUUGCCAACAAAUGAUUAUGAUUCGAAGCAUAUUUCUGUUUCUGGAUCGAACAUAUGUGCUCCAAAAUGCUGCAGUAGCUUCUAUUUGGGAUGUGGGCUUGGAACUGUUUCGCACCCACAUAGCCAGCAAUCCCGGUGUGCAGAGCCGUACCGUAGAUGGCCUACUCGAAUUGAUUGAACGCGAGAGGGGUGGUGAUGCCGUCGACCGGUCCCUCCUAAAAUCUCUUAUUAGAAUGCUUUCAGACCUGCAGAUGUACGGAGAGGUGUUUGAAGGCCGCUUCUUGGAGGCGACAGAACGGCUUUACGGGGAAGAAGGCCAGCGGCUUCUUCAGGAGGCAGAGGUUCCUGCCUACCUGCAGCACGUCGAGCGCCGCCUGAAUGAGGAGCAGGAGCGCCUGCUCUACUACCUGGAUCACUCCACAAAGAAAGCGCUCAUCGGCUGUGUAGAGAGGCAGCUAUUGGGACAACACCUGGGUCCCAUUCUUCAGAAGGGUCUCGACCAGCUGCUGGACGACAACCGAGAUCUAGGCCUCAUGUACAGCCUGUUUGCACGUGUCAAGGAUGGACUUCCAAUGCUGUGCACGCACUUCAAUCACUAUGUCAAGAGGCGUGGUCGCGUAAUAGUGAGCAACCCAGAGCGAGAUCGGUCCAUGGUCCAGGAGCUGCUAGACUUUAAAGACCAGAUGGAUCAGGUGGUGAACCAGUGCUUCCAUCGCAACGAGAAGUUUGUCAACUCGCUCAAGGAAGCCUUCGAGUACUUCAUUAACCAGAGGCCAAACAAGCCAGCUGAGCUUAUUGCCAAAUUUGUGGACUCAAAGCUGAGGGCAGGAAACAAAGAGGCAACAGAAGAAGAAUUGGAAAGGCUGCUGGACAAAAUUAUGGUGCUUUUCCGCUUCAUCCACGGCAAAGACGUGUUUGAGGCCUUCUACAAGAAGGACUUGGCCAAACGCUUGUUGGUGGGCAAGAGUGCUUCUGUGGAUGCAGAGAAGUCAAUGCUGUGCAAGCUGAAGCAGGAAUGUGGUGCGGCAUUCACCUCCAAGCUCGAGGGCAUGUUCCGUGACAUGGAACUGAGCAAGGAGCUGAACCUGGCCUUCCGGCAGCAGCAGCGCCGUGAGCGGCUCGAGCUGACGGUCAGCGUGCUGACCAUGGGCUACUGGCCCAGCUACCCACCCCAGGAAGUGGCACUGCCCGCAGCUAUGGUGCGCCACCAAGACCUCUUUCGUCGCUUCUACCUGGCCAAGCACUCUGGCCGCAAGCUCCAGUGGCAGCCCAGCCUGGGGCACUGUGUACUUAGGGCCACAUUUCCCGGUGCAGGUGGUCUCAAGGAACUGCAGGUCUCACUCUUUCAGGCCCUGGUACUGCUGUGCUUCAACAAAGUGGACGGCCCCAUCGGGCUGGCAGAGCUGAGCGAACAGACACGGAUCGAGGACGGCGAGCUUAGGCGCACGUUGCAGUCACUGGCGUGUGGCAAGGCACGCGUGCUGCAGAAGGAGCCCCGGGGCCGUGAGGUGCAGGACGGUGACCAGUUUGUGUUCAAUGCUGAGUUCCGCAACCGGCUUUUUCGCAUCAAGAUCAACCAAGUGCAGAUGCGUGAGACACCUGAAGAGCAGAGCUCGACACAGGAGCGAGUCUUCCAGGACCGGCAGUACCAGAUUGAUGCUGCUGUGGUGCGCAUCAUGAAGAUGCGCAAGAGCCUCACACACAACCUGCUCAUCACUGAGCUCUACGACCAGCUCAAAUUCCCCGUGAAGCCCACAGACCUGAAGAAGAGGAUCGAAAGUCUGAUAGACCGAGACUACCUGGAGAGGGACAAGGACAACCCAAACCAGUAUCACUAUGUGGCCUGAAGAUUUGCCACCACACCCCCUGUAAUAUAGCCCGUUCUCUUCGUUUGAUAAGUGUCACCUGUCUGGCACAUCUGCAAACUUGUCAAAUAAAAGCUGUACUAGCUGA
Dermacentor andersoni is the source of this 2571-nucleotide messenger RNA. Lineage: Eukaryota; Metazoa; Arthropoda; Arachnida; Ixodida; Ixodidae. The record is from RefSeq and is a predicted model, not a curated record.